Diorhabda sublineata is the source of this 3968-nucleotide messenger RNA. It is a transcript of the gene Gnpnat, whose product is annotated as probable glucosamine 6-phosphate N-acetyltransferase. The record is from RefSeq and is a predicted model, not a curated record. Gene Ontology annotation, cellular component: endoplasmic reticulum; endoplasmic reticulum-Golgi intermediate compartment; Golgi apparatus. Gene Ontology annotation, molecular function: monosaccharide binding; glucosamine 6-phosphate N-acetyltransferase activity. Bases 515 to 1096 code for a protein of 193 amino acids. NCBI's taxonomy places the organism in Eukaryota, Metazoa, Arthropoda, Insecta, Coleoptera, Chrysomelidae. The transcript is spliced from 4 exons. Gene Ontology annotation, biological process: UDP-N-acetylglucosamine biosynthetic process.
AGUGCAAAAUUGUCUAAAGUUUUCACUCGUUUUUGGAACGAUGUCUGCAAAUAGUUCAAAUAUCAUUCGACCAAUUUCUGUAGUUCCUACUGAUACAUCAAAAAACACUACAGGAUUAGCAGGAUGCCUUAAUUGGGACUGAAUUUGAUUCCAAUUAGGCAUUAUAAGUAAUUUAUCACUAUAAUAGAUUCAAAUGAAAUUUGUUUUGCUUUCAGGCGGGCGCAUACAUUUGAUAUAAAUCUUCUUCGUUUUUUAUAUAUGUUAUUUUCAUCUACUAUUUGGAAUUAGUGGUGGAUGUGCUCCAGCAAAUAUCAAAUGCUUAAUUGUAUUUUUCUUAUGACCUCGCAACAUUUAUUUAUCAGAUAAUGAAAGUGAAAGUGAAAGUGAAGGAUUAAGAUCGAUAAGAAUACAAAUAUUUGUAUGCAUAUAGGUGUGUGGAGGUGUGCCUCAAUAGGAGAUCAUUACCUCUUCCUCAUAGUGAUAAUUUCUUAAGGUGUCUGAAGGAUGUUAAACAAUGGGUCCACAACAGAAUAAUGAGGAUUUAUACAAUCCAAAUCUAUUGAAAAAUUUGAAUUGGGGGUCUGUAAAGUCCUUCCUAAAUCCAGAAAUAAGUAGUGAUAAUCCUGGAGAGUCAUGGAUUGUUGUGAGGCCAUUAAAAAUAUCAGAUUAUGAUAAAGGAUUUCUACAAAUAUUAUCUCAGUUAACAACUGUUGGAAACAUAGAAAGAACUGACUUUGAACGUCAAUUCAGAAACAUGCAAAAAGCAGGAGGUUAUUAUGUAACAGUCAUUGAAGACACCAGAAGUAAAACUAUCAUUGGUUCCUCAACAUUAAUAACUGAGUAUAAAUUUAUACAUGGUUGUGCUUUGAGAGCUCGAUUAGAAGAUGUAGUUGUGAAUAACACAUAUAGAGGGAAGCAGUUAGGAAAAUUGAUAGUACUAACUGUAACUCUUCUCGCAAAAAAAUUGGAGUGUUACAAAAUGUCUUUAGAUUGUAAAGAUCCACUUAUUGCAUUUUACAAGUCCUUGGGAUAUAAACUUGAGCCUGGAAAUUCUAAUUCUAUGAUGAUAAGGUUCGAAAAUACAGAUCCAUCCUGACAAUUAGCCACCAAUGCUUCCACAAUAUCAAAACUAUAAAUAAGUAUGCAAAAAUUACUUUUCAUGUAUUUCUAUACGGCUGAUAAAUAAUUUUUUGCAUAUGAAACUUUUUCUACAAUUGUUUUUAUUUAAAUAAAAAAAACUAUAAAUAUAUGAAAAAUGAAAUGCGAGAUAUACAAUUUGGUCAAAAAUGAUGAUGUACAUUUAUUUCUAGAGCUGGUACACCCAUAGAUAAGAGUACUGCUUCUGCAUACUUUAUUUUUAAUUGAAAAUCAAAUUGUUUGAAAUAUAUGCGUUUUUUAUUACAGAUUUCAUGUUUUGGGAUGUUUAUAAGACAGUAAGAUAAUAGAAUUUAAUCUUCUACCUUGUCCCAAGUAUAUGGGUACUUUUGGUCGACACUUAGUUAGUCACAUUUUUUAAUAAUUGUUUAUUUAGACUUUUUUGUGCAAAGGUGCUUUUCAUAGUUAUCACUAUUUUCAAUGUAUUAAAUCUCGAAUGUGUAUAUCCUAACGUUUUUGCAAUAGUUUUUGAAUACCCUUUUUGUAUAGAAAAGUCCACAAUUUGAAAAAAAUUCCUUUUAAUAUUUAAAAUUUUUAAAAACGUAACGUGAUAAUCCUCACUCUCCAAAACUACACUGUAUUCAUGUGGUAUGGGUCAUAUGAUGACAUGAAAUUAUUUCCCCUAACAUUUUAUACUAAUCGCAAUAAAAACUUUUUCGCAGAUAUUUGAAAAUAUAUUUUUACAAAAGGUUUUUAGUACAUUUUUGAAGUAUCUAUCCCCAUACCAUUUGAAGGGUGGUUAGGUUUUAUUUAUAAUUUUUUUGAGAAAGUGCAAAUACUACUGUCAGAUCUAAAAAUUGAUAUACAAAAGUCUGCACCAACCUAUAUAAUUGUCAGUUGAGGGCUCCAGAAUAAGAGGAGUAUAAGUGCAGUUUUAUCUAUUUUGAGAGAAGUCAGAACUCAAAAAAGUACUUAUAGCCUUUCAGUCCCAACUUUUUAUUUAAAAAACUCUGAAUUCAAAUCUUUAGUACACAAAAAUAUGCUUUUAUUUUAAAGAAAAAUACAUAAUCUGGAGGAGAUUGUAUCUGCACGUAGUCUAUUACUAUUCGUAAUUAUUGUAUAUAAAAAUGGUAACUGUCCAUUAUUUUUCAUAUCAUAGGUGAACUUUAUAGAUGGAUAUUUUGAAUUGAGUUUCAAAAUGAAUCCGUCUACGUUUGCCCAAUUUCCUGUGAGCCUCGACUAGCGACUGUUUCAUCCCAUACAUACAUGUUUGAUUGUCCUGUCCCAAGAUUGUUUAUACAAAAAUUGUUUGUCCAUAAAAUGCCUUUCAAAGUUUGAGCACUUGAUUUUUCUGAGUAUUAGUAAGUUUUAAGAAAAUUUAUGUAUAUAUGAAAUAUAAAAAUAAAUUACUUACCUUAAUUUUCUAUGGUAAGUAGCUGAUUUGUAAUAUUUAUUUGUUUAAUUAGCUUGCUAGCACGCAGUACGAACACGAAAUGUAUCAUCUGACACACAAAUACAUGUAACUGGAUAGCAAAAGCAAUAUGCAAGUCGUCGUAGCCCGUAGGAUUCUUAGCCAAACAAAUUGAAGUAUUUUUAAAACGCAAAACAAUUAUUUUCAUAAAUAUAAAAUUCAACUCAAUUUUAAAACUUGGGCCUUUUGAAAAACGUCGCGGGACAAAUUGUGAAAAAUCGAGACUCUCCCGCCACAAGCGGGACAUCUGGUGACCUUAGAUUUGAGUCAUUUUCUUUUGAAGGUUGUGCCUUUUCUGCUCCUCUGAGGUGAGCCAUAUGCUAUCUUAGCAUCUUCAACUUUUCCUGCUUCCUAAGAAAGUUUAAUGAUAGUAGUAAACUAUUACACUUACUAAAAGUUUCAGAAUUAGAGCGGUGGAAUUUUAAGUUAAAUUCUGUAUUAAAAACAUCGAUAAUAAGAGUGUUUAAAGGAAUCAUGUUUCUGCCCUUAUAGUGUUAAAUAUACAAAUCGUACAUUUUUUAUCUGGUGAUAAAUAUUGAGUGUUGAAGUUGGAAUUUUUGAAAUAAUGACUCCGGUAUUUUGGAACCAAUUUUAUGUGCACAAUGAUCAAAUUUCGUCUUACUGGAAUCAUUUUUCUGGCAAAACCGCCUCGUCUCGGGUUCCUAUAGUAUUCCUACUACACUCAAGACACAUAUUUCACUUGUAUCAGUUGUAUCCCAAACAAAUUUUAACUUUAAAUUUUGAUAUAUGCCCAUAUUUCCAAAUUAAAAAAUGGCAUAUGUGCCCUUUUUAUUCCAAGAUACAAGAUAGAUAUGUGCAUUUUUAAUUCUUAUGCUAUGAUUAUUAGAAGCGUUUACAUUAAGUUAAGGUUGAAGUUUGAUAAGAGGAAUGAAUUGCUGUAAUUCACACAAUAAUAAGUUGUAGAUCAUUCGAAUUUAUUUCUAAUAGAGACUUUACUUGCAUUUUUAAAUCAUCAUUUACGUUUUGAAUGUAUGGAAUGGAGAAUUUAUAAUUAUUUAGAGUAUAAAAUUAUUAUAGAGAGUGAGGAUUAUUAUUAUUAUUAUAUAGUGUGUGCAUUAAAUUACAUUAAUUCAUUCAUUUCAUUUAAAUUUCCAAACAAUUUUUGGAGAAAAUGUAAAUUUUGCUGUAGAUCUAUUUUGCUUCUAAAAUAAAUGACCAAAUUAGUAAUUUUUCUUGACCCUUCCUAAAUCCGAUGCUGUAUAUAGAUAUAAAAAUUAAAAAUUUAUUUUAGAAGGUUUCAAGUACUAUUAUUUGGUCUCCUUUUAGUUGAUUGUAGAAAAAGUAUGUUUUGAUUAUUAUAAAUAUUCCAUCUUUCAUUGUGGUUGCAUUGGUUACUCGGAAAAUGUCUAAAACUAAUGAAUAAAAUUCAAGUUUUAUUAAA